Molecule: messenger RNA, 450 nt
Organism: Uncinocarpus reesii 1704
Lineage: Eukaryota; Fungi; Ascomycota; Eurotiomycetes; Onygenales; Onygenaceae
Exons: 2
Coding region: 1-450 (149 amino acids)
Source: RefSeq, a predicted model, not a curated record
AUGUCGAAUCGAGAUGCCUUCAGAAGCGAAACAAGCGACCCACGGAGCCUCUCUGAGCAGCAGAGCAACGAUAUCGUUAUGUGUGCAAAGGCUCCGCAACGCGCGGGGCAAGCGGAGCAAAGAGCAGCGGGCGCAUUGCAGUUUUUUGCACAGGAGAAGAAAGCAUGGAUCAAGGGAGGUGUUGCAACCUCACACGACGAGGCCAGUGGACGGCAGACAGACGCGGAAGUGGCUGAGAUUGAUGCUCAAGAGCACAAGGAUCACCAGGACGUUGAUGGACGGUCGUCGGUUGAGAAAUCACUCGCACUCUGCCAAAAGCGGUUAAAGCAGCCAGCGAGCCCCAUGCACCUGCAGAGCCUCAAUCAGCUGACUGGCCCCAGCGUUCAAGCGGGAUUCGGCCCAUCGUCACCACUCGUCCUCUGCAUCAUUCCAGCACUUGGGCUCUGCUGA